Messenger RNA from Ceraceosorus guamensis, 2455 nucleotides. Its product is annotated as transketolase. The transcript is spliced from 5 exons. Gene Ontology annotation, molecular function: transketolase activity. The record is from RefSeq and is a predicted model, not a curated record. Gene Ontology annotation, cellular component: cytosol. Lineage: Eukaryota; Fungi; Basidiomycota; Exobasidiomycetes; Ceraceosorales; Ceraceosoraceae. Gene Ontology annotation, biological process: pentose-phosphate shunt. The coding region runs from base 275 to 2455 and encodes 726 amino acids.
GUCGGAAGCUCAGAAAUGCUGAGGGCAUGUCAAGACCCAGGAGCUGAGCGCCUGGACUGAUCUACUGGCGCGAAGGUCAGGCAUAGCAAGACAACGGAACGGUCGACACCAAGAGCCGACGAGCGCACAGGACCAUAUAUAAGCCUUUGUUGGCCUGCCUCAAGUCCAGCGCCCGUUCCAGCUUGCUUUCCCCUUCCUCGCUUGUGUUGAAUAAGUGUAUACAUACACCAUCCCUACUGAGAAGGUCUCAAAGAGAAGUGGACAUACCAACAUCAUGGCACCCGCACCAAUCAUCGAGCAGAGCCACGACGCAAUUCGGGCCGAUCGGCCAGUCCAAACGAAACCCAAAGCUUCCAUCCUUUCUCCCGACUUUUCUGCGCUCACUUUGAGCAAUGUUCGCUGCCUCGUUGCCGACUUGGUCCAGCAAUUUAACGGUGGGCAUCCAGGUACUGCAAUGGGCGCUGCUGCCAUCGGACUUGUGCUGUGGCGAGAUGUAAUGAGAUUCAACCCGGCGGACGCCAAAUGGCUCGGUCGUGAUCGCUUCGUGCUCUCGGCUGGUCACGCUUGCUUGCUGCAGUACGUCUACUUGCACCUGUGUGGCUACAAGUCAUGGACGAUGGACAUGCUCAAGCGCUACCAUUCUCCUGACUUCCGCCACUCUCAAUCAGCUGGUCAUCCAGAAAUCGAGUAUGAAGGCAUUGAGGUGACCACCGGCCCGCUUGGGCAAGGAAUCAGCAACGCUGUGGGUCUAGCCAUGGCGGCAAAGCACUUGCAAGCGACUUACGACCGCAACAGCAGCAGCGAUGAGGCGCUCUUCGAUCAGAAAGUCUACUGCUUUAGCGGCGACGGAUGCAUCCAAGAAGGCGUCGGUGUAGAAGCAGCUUCGCUAGCAGGCCACUUGAGACUGGACAACUUGAUUCUCAUCUACGACUGCAACGCAAUCACCGUAGACGGUAACAUCGAUCUCUGCUUCACCGAGGAUACCGCCGCCAAGUUUCAGGCCAUGAACUGGCACGUCAUUGACGUGGGUCCCGACGCCACCAAUGAUGUUGAUGCCAUUACAAAAGCAUUGCGAGCCGCUAGAGACAACAACACUGGCAAGCCCGUCCUCGUUAAAGUGGUCACGACCAUCGGCUUUGGCUCUGCCAAUCAGGGACUAGCGCCCACCCACGGUGCUGCUCUUGGUGCAGCCGACGUCGUGGGUGUGAAGAAGCUGAACGGACGAGAUGAGGAGCUUUCCUUCCAUGUCGACCAGCAAGUCUAUGAUGGCUUUGCCGCAGUCCAAAAUCGUGGUGCAGAAUGGCAACAAGAGUGGCAAGAGAAACUUCACAGCCAGCUUCGUGCCCAACUGAGCGGAGAGCUCACUAGCCCUUCGACCGAGGAUAUUGCUUCGCUCCUGCCGUCGAAAGAACGUCUGCCGACUUCUGCAGUUCCCACCCGAAAAUCCUCGGGUAUUGCGGUCGAGGCCAUCGCUCCUGCGCUACCAAACCUGGUCACAGGAUCUGCGGACUUAGCUGCUUCGACUUUUGUGUCAUGGCCCGAUAUGGAAGACUUUCAGGCUCCCCAGACAGGAUAUGGAAGCUAUGCCGGCCGUCAUAUUCACUAUGGGAUCCGAGAGCAUGCAAUGGCAGGAGUGGCCAACGGACUGGCGGCGUACCAUCCUAACGCGCUAGUGCCCGUCAUUUCUACCUUUUUCAUGUUCUUUUUGUACGCGGCACCUGCCAUUCGCAUGGCUGCUUUGCAGCGUCUUCGAUUGAUUGGCAUCGCAACGCACGAUAGCAUUGGCAUCGGAGAAGAUGGGCCCACUCAUCAACCUAUUGGUCUUGCAAGUCUGUUUCGGGCAAUGCCAAAUCUCAGCUUGUUCCGUCCAGCCGAUGCCGAGGAGGUCAUGGGCUGCUGGAGCAUUGCGCUAUCGAAAGAGAAUGAAGGUGUCCCGAGCAUCUUGACUCUCAGUCGACAAGGCGUCCCUCUGCUCGCAGGUUCUUCGCGCCAUGGCGUACAGAAGGGGGCGUAUAUUGUCUGGCAGAGCACCGAUAGCGAAGUCCCGCAAGUCGUGCUCGUUGCUACCGGCUCAGAAGUCGCCAUCGCGGUUGCAGCAGCCGAGAAGCUUGCAAAAGCCGGCAUCAGCGCCAGAGUAGUCUCCAUGCCUUGUCAAAAUAUCUUUGACAAACAGCCAGGCAGCUAUAAGAGCACCAUUUUGCCACUAUCAGGCAGUCUGAUCGUUGCUGUGGAGGUGUGGAGCUCUUAUGGGUGGGCACGCUAUGCUCACGCGUCGCUGUCCAUGCAUACAUUCGGCUUGUCGGGGCCGCAAGCGCAGCUCUACGAGCACUUCGGAUUCUCGCCUAGCAAUGUCGCCGCAAAGGUUCAAGAGUUCCUUCAGCGUCAUCGCGCGCCAGACGGCCGAAUCAAGACCCCUCCAGUAGGCGCAUUCGAAGAACUCCUUCUACCAUCUUGA